UAAUGUAAGUUAUCACAGGCUACCUUUGGCAAACCAGAAACGGUUAAAAUGGUUAAAUGCAAUGAAGUUAGAAAAUCCAAAAGCUGUCAAAAAAGGUUCCAGAAUUUGCAGCGCUCAUUUUGAUCAGAGUUCAUUCAGUCGAGAUGUCAGAUCAGAAAUUUUAGGAUUAAAACAACGACGAAAUAAGCUAAAUGAGGAUGCUGUUCCAACAAUAUUUAACUAUAAAACUGCGACUGAAGUGAAUGUCAGGCCAUCCUCAUCUACCCCCACGACAUAUCUAGGCCUAGGAAAGCCCGGGGCUAGCAGCAGCAGCAGACCUCAAAAAACAAAGAUUCACCAGUGUAUUGAUGGAAUAAUUCACUUUCAUUCUAAUAAAAAAAACCAAUACUUAUGUGUCAAUUGCAACACAGACCGAGCCAAUAAGUUCAUCCCUGGAUGAUAGCCUACCAAGUGGUUUUCCAUCAAAUCCCCACCCAAAAACAUCUACACCAGUAAGGGGUCACAAUUCAUCUUUUGGAAGUUUAUUUAGUGGCAUUUCGUCUAAU
Molecule: messenger RNA, 545 nt
Organism: Anneissia japonica
Lineage: Eukaryota; Metazoa; Echinodermata; Crinoidea; Comatulida; Comatulidae
Exons: 2
Coding region: 62-439 (125 amino acids)
Source: RefSeq, a predicted model, not a curated record